Molecule: messenger RNA, 2192 nt
Organism: Cicer arietinum (chickpea)
Lineage: Eukaryota; Viridiplantae; Streptophyta; Magnoliopsida; Fabales; Fabaceae
Product: monocopper oxidase-like protein SKU5
Cellular component (GO): plasma membrane
Molecular function (GO): copper ion binding; oxidoreductase activity
Source: RefSeq, a predicted model, not a curated record
AUGGUAGUCACAUUCACAUCCAAAAGAAGAAGUUAAGGUCUUGUCUCAAUGGCUUCUUCUGGUCUUCAAAUGAAAUUUGUUACAUGUUCAAUUGUGCUGCUAGUACUCUUUGUUACAAUAGCUACUAGUGCUGAUAUAUUCCUUGAUUGGCGCGUUUCCUUGGACUUCAAUAUUAAGCCAGUGUCUUCAGAUCAACCGGUUAUAACAAUCAAUGGCAUGUUCCCUGGACCCCUUAUAAAUGCAACUACAAAUGAUCAUAUUCAUGUUAAUGUUUUCAAUGAUUUGGAUGAACCCUUGCUAUUUACAUGGAAUGGCAUACAACAAAGAUUAAAUUCAUGGCAAGAUGGAGUAUCUGGUACAAACUGUCCCAUCCAACCUGGAACAAAUUGGACUUAUGUUUUUGAAACCAAAGACCAGAUUGGCACUUUCUUCUACUUUCCUUCAAUCAAUUUCCUUAAAGCUGGUGGAGGGUUCGGUCCGAUUCGAGUUAAUAAUCGCUCGGUGAUAAGUGUUCCUUUUCCAAAACCUGAAGCUGAGUUUGAUCUUUUAAUUGGUGACUGGUACAAUAGUAGCUACAAGGAUAUUAGGUCAAGGUUGGACAGUAUGGAUAUUGUUUCCCCAAGUUGGAUGUUAAUAAAUGGAAAAGGGCCAUAUAUGAAUCUUUUUUCAAAAUCAUAUGAGACUUUCAAAGUUACACAAGGCAAAACAUAUUUGCUUAGGAUAUCAAAUGUAGGGACAGCGUGGAGCUUCAAUUUCAGAAUUCAAAAUCAUCAAUUGCUUUUGGUUGAAACUGAAGGAUCUUAUGUGAAUCAAAUAAAUUUGGAGUCUCUUGAUGUUCAUGUAGGCCAAUCCUACUCAGUUCUUGUCACAGCUAAUCAAAAUGCUGCUGAUUACUAUAUAGUUGCCUCUCCUAAAAUGAGUAAUGCUACACAAAACAACAGUCUUGUUGGUAUUGCUAUGCUUCAUUAUGAUAAUUCCACAACACAGGCUAAUGGGUCUCUCCCAAGUGGUCCAGAUCCAUUUGAUUUGGAAUUCUCCAUCAGCCAAGCUAAUUCCAUUAGGUGGAAUUUGACAACUGGUGCUGCAAGGCCUAAUCCACAAGGAACCUUCAAUGUAACAAAUGUGACAAUAUCUCAGACUUUGAUUCUACAAGCAUCAACAGCAACAAUUGAUCGAUCACCUCGCUACACUGUCAACAAUGUGUCAUACUUGACCCCAGAUACACCACUGAAGCUAGCUGAUCAUUUUUCCAAUAGUUCUGGAGUAUAUCAACUUGAUGCUUAUUCAAAGAACGCUUCGAAUGUUAUCGCUGUGCGAGAUGUUUUUGUAGCUAGUGCAGUACAUAAAGGGUGGGCAGAGAUAGUGCUUAAGAACACUCUAACCACCAUUGAUGCUUGGCAUUUGGAUGGAUAUAGCUUCUUUGUUGUUGGAUUGGGAGAAGGAGAAUGGAAAGAAGAGUCAAGGUCAAGUUAUAACCUUUUUGAUCCUGUAGCUAGGUCUACUGUGCAAGUGUUUCCUGGAGGGUGGAGUGCAGUUUAUGUAUACCCUGACAAUCCAGGAAUGUGGAACUUGAGAUCACAGAAUUUGCAAAGCUGGUAUUUAGGUCAAGAGCUUUAUGUCAGGGUUUAUGAUCCUGAUCCUAACCCUGCCAAAGAGAGACCCCCUCCACAGAAUCUCCUCUUGUGUGGUAAAUUUCAACCUUCAGCUCCAUCUUCACCUCCACCUCCUGCUCCCUUAGUGUCACCACCACCCCCAUCAUCUAAGGCAUACAAUUCACAUACAACAAGGUCUCUAAUUGCUAUGAUCACCACUGCCAUAUGUUUCCUCUGUAUUGGUUUCCAUUAAGGUGUGCACCUUUAUUAAGGAGAUAGAAGAUAUGCAAAUUGUAACAUCAAGAAUGAAAGCAAUUCCCUAGAUUCUUUAUCUUGUUUUACAACAAAUUAAUUAUGAAAGCUAUAUAGUUAGGUAACAACAUUGGUUAGCUUUCAUUGUAUACAAGAAAAUUAAGGUUUGCAAUAUCAAUUUUUGGACACACUUUAUGGAUGUUGCUUUAACAACAUAAAGGGUAGAAAAGGAUGCAUGUUUUAGUGUCACCAUCAAGCAAUUGCAAGGUCGUCUUGAUUGGCAUGUGAUUACUAGCAAACACUUUUUACAACUUAAUUCAUUCCCCUUUCAAUCAUGUAUAGUCCUCU